This is a messenger RNA of Fusarium poae, 2943 nucleotides long. RefSeq lists its product as uncharacterized. The record is from RefSeq and is a predicted model, not a curated record. The transcript has a single exon. NCBI's taxonomy places the organism in Eukaryota, Fungi, Ascomycota, Sordariomycetes, Hypocreales, Nectriaceae. The coding region runs from base 1 to 2943 and encodes 980 amino acids.
AUGGAGGACAUCAUACAGCUUAAUUAUGACUAUCAGAUACUGAUCUGCCGGCUAUGUCAAGCAGCCGUUCGGCCGGGCGCUGGCAUCGAGUCACACUUCCGACAUGAGCAUCAACUGAAGGGCCAAGUGCUUAAGGAUAUCAAGGACUAUUUUGGCAUAUUGGAACUAGCUGACCCGAAACUCAUUGCAGUACCCGAAGAUAACAGCCCGGCAAUUGAACAUCUUGCUAUUUCAGAUGGAUAUAGCUGUUAUGCAUGCCGAUAUCUUACUAUUGCACGGGAUAAUAUUGUCCGUCAUUGGCGAGAGGCAGGGCAUGGUGCAGUAGAGGAACGAUGGACUAAAGUGCGGCUACAGACGUGGAUGCGAGGAAGGAGUCACGCGCGCUACUGGAUCGUUCGAGAUGACAGCGAUAUCGACGGCCCGGCUGAUACGGCUAACGCAGCUGAUGCUAGAAGUCAGAGCGCUAUGGAUGAGCUCAUUGCUGCAAGUCAGGCCCGAUUGAAAGAGGAAGACGCCGCACGACUACGGAAGGGUGACUUGAAGGAAGAUAUCGACCGUGAUUCGCCGUGGGUCAAGAGGCUAGGCUGGGUACGACACUUUGGCUCCCGGGACUUGAUCAGUAUUCACGAUGCAGCCCAGUGGCUACGGGCGAGGGCAGCAACGGGCAGGUGGGUUCAGAAUCAAGAAGAUGAGGAAGCAGCUCGCGAGCGACUAUUACUCAGCCGGCUCGGACAGAGCUUUGAUCGUGAGGUGGACCGUUGCUGCUGGCGGCUCGAUAGCGUGCCGACCGAGACGUUGCAGUGGCUCGGCAGCAUCACAUCAAUGACCCCAAGCGGCGUGCCGUUUGGCCGUAAAGGCAAGGAAGAAUCGAUGAGCCAGUAUAAGUCUGUCGGUCACCGUUACUUAAGCUUCUGCUGGAAGGCAUACCGUAUCGGGCGGAAGGAAGCGUUUAAAUGCUGGGCCGUUCGCUUUACGGAUGAGCAGUGGAGCUUAUUGCAUGAUGUCGCUGAAGAGCUCGAGAGUGAUAGGGUUCGAAGCAGUCAUGACAGCGGAUUCUUCAGCGGCAGAGAGAGACAAGCUAAGGAUGAAGACGAAGACGAAGACGGGGAUGGAGACGGAGACGAAUAUAAAGACGAUGAUGAUAGUGACGAAGGCGAGCAAGGGGAUGAAGGUAUGACUAGCCCGCUGCAGGAUGCACUAGACCGAGCCGUCUUCCGGUUUAUCGUGGCUUCGAUCAAAACUCACGUUGGCGGAAACACAUAUACGAAUUCGCUACUGUCCUUCUGUGCGGCACUUGGUAUCAAACCACGCCCGAUGGGCUAUAUAGAGCCGCAUUUAUAUACUGGUCUGCUAGCUGCUAUAGUAUGGUGGGCCCGGCUGUUCUUUUUGGAGGCUGCAUUUGAGAAUCAGCCGCUAGAUCGGGACGAGGUCGGGGUCGAGGCCGUACUUGCAUUUCAAGAGCAGCAUACAUCGUGGAUGUGUAUGGGCACUCACACUGUCAUGAGCACGAUCAUCGGAUGGAUGGCAUACGGGAAAGGGUACCGGCAGAAGAUGGGGGGGCAGCCGUCGAUACGAUGGUCCGAGGACGGAGAGGGCUUAUUUCACAUGGGCGAGCAUAUCAGCGUAGAGGAUUUCACCCGCACACUGCGCGAUGAGGUGACCGAGGCAGAGAAGCUACUGGAUAAGCUGUUCGGGGGGGUGUGGCAGCCGGUCAGUGAGAAGAUCGAUAUGGGGCGGAUCAUCGAUAAUAUGAUACGGCUCGGGGCAGGUCAGUCAUUCGCAAGCAACCCGAAGAACAACUGGCUCGAGCCCGGGCCGGCAAAGGUGAUGCGGCUGAUGGAAGCAUCGAUAUGGGAUGCUGCAAGGGCCCGAUGGAAGCGACAGCGUAUCAAGAAGUGGCUUCGAGACUUGCGGCUGCUGCGGGAGACGCUGCUCGUGCUCGUACAUACGUGGGGUGGGCUCCCGGGAAGGGGACCGGAAAUCACGACGCUGCGGCACUGCGAUUCGUGGCAGCUGAUCCGGAAUAUAUUCAUAAUGGACGGGCAUGUCAUGAUCGUGACCGACCGAGACAAGAUGAAGGCAAUCCGUGACAACGGCCGGAAGGUAGCACGGUUUGUCCCCGACCGGAUUGGGCGGAUGAUUGUGGCAUAUAUCGCAUGGCUGCUUCCGACCGAGAGGGUACUGCGGCGGGAGUGUCAGCUUGCCGAGCCGCGUGGAGAGCAGCUCGAGUAUAUGUGGAGGGAUGGCAGCUCGCCGGUAUGGGAAACCGACCGGCUUAGCAGGAAGCUUGCUCGCAUCAUGCAGGCCGGGACGGGGGUCAGGUUAGGGGUGGGACGAUAUCGGGCGAUCGCGAUCGAGAUGGGGCGGAGGAUUCGAGGGCUUGUGAUGAAGCAGCUAGAAGGUAAGAUGGAUGAUGAGGAUGAGGAUGAUAACGUCGAGAUCGAUCCGAUCACAGGUGAGCCGGUUGACUGUGGAGGAAGCUGGAAUAUCGUGUGGGAUUUGCAGUCGACGCACGGAACACGGAUUGCGAGGCAGCACUAUGCCGUACAUAUCGGCUUCCCGGGUAAGCUGCAACCGGAGAUGAUCGCGACAUUCAAGGAGAUCAGCAGGCUGUGGCAUCAGUAUUUAGAGGGAAGCAGUGCAGAGGGAGAGGGGGGUAUAGAGAAGACGGCGGUGAAGCGUAAGCGGGAUAGUCAAGUGACGGGGCAGCAACAGCAGCAAAGGGCUAAUAGUUCAAACCGAGAAACUAGCCGCAAGCGGAGAAAGACGAAUAAGGAGGGAGAGGCGGCUCAGAAGAGGAAGAUAAUAGAGGACGAGAUGACGGAUGGGCUGCGAAGGCUGCUUGGACCGAAGGCGACUUGGCGAUCCGACAAGCAGGCUGAGUGCAUGCGAUCGAUCAUGGCACUCAAAGCAGAUCAGACGGCGAUCAAUGUGCUAUCCUAG